AUGAGUGCGCAAAUAAAAGAUAAGAUAGCCAACUGCAGCAUCUGUCAAGCAUACGCGACAGCUCAACCGAAAGAGCCCAUGAUAGCAACAAAGCCCCCAGACCUUCCAUGGAUGCAAGUAGCCUCAGACAUUUUCUACUUAGAAGGACACAACUACAUACUAACAGUCGACUAUUAUCCCAAGUAUAUAGAGGUAACCAAGCUAACAGACAUGACAACGUCACAAAAAAUCGAAGCUUUGAAAGCACACUUUUCUGCCCUGGUAAUACCUGAGAAGUUAAAUAACAGACAAUGGAACACAAUACUCAAGUUCACAGUUCAGUUUGCCAAGGAGUAUGGUUUUGAACAUGUAACAAGCAGCCCUCGUUACCCCCGUUCAAGUGGUGAAGCUGAAGCCGCGGGGAAAACUGUGAAGAGGAUGUGGACCAAAUGCAAAGACAAGUAA
Messenger RNA from Actinia tenebrosa (Australian red waratah sea anemone), 444 nucleotides. RefSeq lists its product as uncharacterized. Lineage: Eukaryota; Metazoa; Cnidaria; Anthozoa; Actiniaria; Actiniidae. The record is from RefSeq and is a predicted model, not a curated record.